AAUUUUAGUCACACCAAUCGCUUCAAACUUCCUCAUUGAAUGUAGUCUUUAAUCGCAAUCGAGGAUUUUCCCUGUUAAAAUCCAUUUUUCGUUUGGAAGUGCGACGCUCAUGAUGUUAAUUCUAACACUUUUAGGACUACUGAUGCUAAAUGGGUAUUCAGGCUACGGUAUCCCUGGUAACAAGGGUCUUAUACUGGGGAUAUGGAAUCCUGCGUCGCUAGCCACCAUUACAGAAAUACCGAAAAGCCGUGGAAGACACUUCAACAACGUCUCCACAACUCUUAAAUCGGGAAAUCUGAUCACCAGCAUUGCAUCAGAUCCACAAAAGAAAGUUGUUUUUCUCUCCAUCAAAGAUUCUAUUUACACCAUGAAGAAUUUCAGUAUAUGGCAGAAUACCUCUACCUCGGUUUCAGUCGAGCACAAAGGGAAGUCUAAUGCGAUAGGCCAAAUCGCUUUCGACUAUGUUUCAAAGAACUUAUAUUGGUGCGAUUCUUUGCUGAAGUGGAUUGCCAUGAAACCAGCAUACACGAACGAUACGAUACAUAAUGUCGUAGUGGAUGAAAAUUUGAAGCAACCGGAAGGAUUGACAUUGGACCCUGAAGAUGGAUUGAUGUUCUUUUCUGACAACGCCGCCAAUUCCCGGAUUGAAAAAGCCUCCAUGGACGGAAAAAACCGAUCUGUCAUAGUACAUACUGGUUUGAUUAGAGUGCUGGUUCUCUCUGUUGACACUGGUAAUAAUGUACUCUACUGGGCAGACUAUGCUAGACACACCCUAGAGGCCUGUAACUAUGAUGGAUUACGGAGAAGGGUGUUACAACGUUUAAAUCAGGUUUCAGUGACUGGAUUGCAAUACUAUCAGAAUAUGCUGCACGCUGUUAGCGCUGGAGCUAAAACGGUGUUUGGUAUAGACACGACAUCAGGAUCAUCUCUUUACAGCUUAAAGCUCGAGUCAGCAAAGCCAUUCGCUGUUCACGUUUACGAUGAAGAGACACCCAAGCAUUAUUUAGACCCGUGUUCUUCUCGAGGCUGUCAACAUAUGUGUGUUAACACUCCUACGGGCCCCACGUGUCUCUGUGCCGAAGGCUCCCGACUCUCCACAGACAGCUUGACGUGUACAGAAAGUUCAUGGAUCAACGAAGAUGGUUUCGUCGUAAAUAAUGCAACAACAUUUUUCCUGUUUAGCGUGCUCUCCGUCAAUGGAAGACGUGGCCAGAUUCCGUAUCUUAGCGUUUCAUCUUCCUUCAUCGAGACCUUUGCUGUCGAUGCCAAUUUGCAUGUUAUCUAUUAUAUAGACAGCAAAAAUAGAGCAUUAAAGGAAUUAAACAUCGUCAAUAAGCAGAUCAGAAAAUUGGCAUCCGUGUCAUCCGCUAGAGAUCUCAUUUUUGACUGGAUUUCCAAUCUUCUUGGAUGGAUUGAACCUCACCAGUCUAGCAUCAGGACCUUCUCCCUGAAUUCUCGAACAAUUUCAACAAUCUAUUCUGGACUUCAACGGCCCGUUUCACUAACGUUGGAUGCACAUAAUGGGUAUCUUUUCUGGAUUUCCGGAUCAUCAGGGAAGUCUAUAAUGCGAGGGACAUGGAACAGGGAUACUCCCAAAAUCAUUGUGUCGUCUGCAAAUAUGGGCAAUCCCAGUUCUCUCCAUUAUGACGUCACAAGUAGCAGAAUAUACUGGCUUGAUGGUACAAUUAUUAAAAGCUGUAUGGUCAAUGGAUCUGACAUUAAAAGCCACAUCAUCGCAGUUGGUGCAACGCAGGCAUUUGCAUAUAAGGAUUUCUUUGGUUGGAUAUUUGGGAACAAACUUCAUUUUGCCAGAAAAUCAGCAUUGACUAAGGAGGUUGAUGUGAAUGCAGUAGAAAACGCAAAAGAAGUCACCGUGUACGAUUCUUCUCUACAACAGGACAGAAGAGGUAGUUGUUAUGUCCUGAACGGUGGUUGUGAAGAUAUAUGUAUACCGACACGGAGCGGGCGGAAAUGUGAAUGCGACCUUGGUCUUCAGCUUCAAUCAGAUUUGAAAACAUGUGACAGUAGCGUGUUCUCGACCAAUUUCAUUCUGGUCGCGGAUUACUCACACGGAAGAAUCCUACAGAUCGACAUUAGCACGGGGAAUCUGGUUAAAUUACCAAUAAGUAUAAGGACGGUUCCCGGGAUCGCAUUUGAUAAAACAACAACGGAAAUCUUCUACUCCGAUACCACGACGAAAACUAUUAUGUCCACUUCGCUACAUGGACAGAACACGACUCUAUUCUACACAACAGGUUUUGCUUAUGCUGAUCGUUUGGCGAUUGACGAUUCAACAGGAAUCAUUUACUACACCGCAGUGGGACCAACCCCCAGUCAGAGUUAUAUUGGAGUGGUCCAUCGAAAAAUAUCCCUUCAUAAGACUUUGUUGUCUAACCUGCACAGACCAAGAGAAAUUGUGCUGUACCCAUCAAAAGGUUUCUUGUACUGGACAGAGUUUGGAAAUAUAACUGAAAUAGGUAGAGCAUAUAUGGACGGAACGUCGAAAAUCUAUAUCGCAACAACUGAUCUUGGAUGGCCGAACGGUCUUGCAAUUGAUUAUACAUCUGAGAGACUCUACUGGACGGAUGGACUAAAGAACCGCAUCGAGUAUUCUGAUUUGAAUGGCGGAAACAGACGAGUUCUGACGACGGAUAAUGAAGCACAUUUAAUGAAUAUUGUGAUACAUGAGCAUUAUCUGUAUUACACCGCAUGGAAUCGACAACGGAUUACAAAAAUGGACAAAGAAACAGGUUCUAAAGUUACCUUUAUGUCAAACCAUCCAGAGCUUGGUCGACUUGACAGUCUUGCUAUAUAUGCAGAUGAUAUGAAUGAUGUGAGCACAACUUGUUUGAGGAAGAACGGUAAUUGCAGCACAUUCUGCUUUCCUACGCCAUUCGGAAGAACAUGUGGGUGUCAGGACAAUGUGGAUCUACAAUCAGACCAAACCACGUGUCAAGGAGUGUCUCGCUGUAUUACUCCACAGAACGUGGAGUUGCCUGACUGCGUUCCAUAUCCUGGUCAGACUUGCGAAUUUAAGUGCAAACCCGGAUACCGAUUUGCCAACAGCAAGUAUGUUACUUGUGAUGCUUUCGGCAGAUGGGUUCCAUCAGUAUCUUCCUUGUGCAUUGAAAUAACCUGUCCAUUGGAAAUUAGUAAUGGUAAUUUGUCUGCUUCCUGUGGAGGACGAGUCGGAGAACAAUGCGGGGUCCUUUGUGCAAAGAAUUUUGUAUCUGUCUCUCUACAAUUAGUUUGUACAAAUUCAGGAUCCUGGAAUAGAGAAACACGCAAUAUUUGUGUACAAACUGCGCAAAACACAACUGCACAGCAAAAGAACGACGGUGUUCAAACGUACAUUUAUAUCGGAUCAUCGAUUGCGGGGGCUACUGCAAUAGUAAUUGUAAUAGUUGCUGUUGCGUGUUGCAUCAAAAGAAAACCAUAUCGAUACGUUUACAAACGAUCGUCUGCAACGGAUGACAAUUCUUACUUAACGUUCAGAAAUGGCGGAUACUUGACAGGCAGUAACAUGCCAGAACGUCCGGUUUCAGAUCAGUACGUUACCAUUGACGACACAUUCGCUUCCGGUUACGAAGAUCCAGUGAAAGGAACCUAUCUCAACCCCAUAUCUGGUGUCUAACUGAAACGAUGCUAAUUCAACAGCAUGUCAUCCUUCGUAUCUAAUUUGAAUAUUUUGAUUUAUUAAACUUGCUGUAGUCAAAAACUGGUAUAGUCAAAAACCACACUCUUUGAAUCUGUAUAUUUUACUAAAUGUAAAAGACUAAAGUGUUCAUGUGUGUAUUUUAUGCUUAUUACCUUGUUAAACCACUUUUAAAAUAUCUUGUACGUACGACUUACUGUAUGUCGUUUGUACCACUUAUUAUCUCGUUAUAACGACUUAGUAUCUCGUUUUUACGACUUAUUAUCUCAUUAUUACGACUUAGUAUCUCAUUUGUACGACUUAUUAUUUCGUUAUUAUGGCUUAUUAUCUCGUUAUUACGACUUAGUAUCUCGUAAUAACGACUCAUUAUGUCGUUCGUACGACUUAGUGUUUCUCGUAACUACAAGUUAUUAUCUCGUUCGUACGAGUUAGUAUCUCGUUCGUACGAGUUAUUAUCUCAUCAUUACAACUUAUUAUCUCGUUAUUACGACUUAUUAUGUCGUUCGUACGACUUAUUAUCUCGUAAAUACAACUUAUUAUCUCGUUAUAACGACUUAUUAUGUCGUUCGUACGACUUAUUAUCUCGUAAAUACAACUUAUUAUCUCGUUAUAACGACUUAUUAUGUCGUUCGUACGACUUAUUAUCUCGUAAAUACAACUUAUUAUCUCGUUAUAACGACUUAUUAUGUCGUACGUACGACUUAGUAUGUGUCGUAUAUACGACUUAGUAUCUCGUACGUACGACAUAUUAUAUCGUAAUAACGACUUAUUAUCUCGUACGUAUGACUUAGUAUCUUGUUCGUACGACUUAGUAUCUCGUACGUACGACAUAGCAAAACUUUAUAUCAAUUGGCAGCAAUACGCUUCCAUAAAAAUAGAAUAAGCGAAGGAUAUAAAAUAUAUACCAUUCACACUUACUUCAAGCAAAAUGCAAAUACAUGUACAUAAAUACUACUGUACUUAUAAACAUGACAUGUAUGCUCGCCAUGAAAACGCAUCGAAUGCGGACGACUAUUUACCUGGGUCUACUCGUAAUAUGUGUAAAGGACCGAAGAUGUACUUGUACACUUGUUGAGAAUACUCUAAAUAGUAGUAAAAUAAUAUUUACCCUGUAUUGUGCAUGAGUCCUUAUACCGCAUGAUUUACUGGUCGAAGUAUUGCAGAUCUGUAAAUCAGGAAAUCAUUUACGUAGAUAAAUUGUAUAUAUAAUUUGCGUAUACAACACUGUACGAGUGUAUGGGAUGUGAGAGAGAGAGAGAGAGAGAGAGAGAGAGAGAGAGAGAUUUUUUCAAACGAUGAUCUUGUAAUAAUCACACUUAUUAAGAAAAAUGACAUCGUUAAUUCAAUAAAAGAGAAGAACAGUAACUCAAUAUUACUCUCAUUAAUUGAUAGUACAGAUUUAUUUGAUUGAUUUUCAUUUCGUAGAUCUGGCCCAAUGGAUAUAUACUGAAAAUAGACAUACCGCUGUACGUCGAAAUUUCAAAUCAAAUGUAUUCGAUAAGAUGUUAGUAUUCAUAAAUCAGUGAAAUUCGUGUUGAGGUUUGAUUUUAUAUGAUACAAUGUCAAUAUACUAUAAUGCACGAGUAGGAUUUGCAAACGACAAGGGUAUAAAUAUUUUCAAUUUUCAUUAGUAGUAUCAAUAUCUAUAUGAUCACGAAAAAACAUUAUAUAAAUUCUGGAUAUUGCGCAAUUCGGAGUUUAUAUGGAACCUGGUCCGUUUGUAUUUGUAGUUUUAACGGAUCUCAGUCCGUUUUGUAUUCACAUAUUAGAAUUUCUGUUGUUUGUCCUGUUAGACGAUAGCAUUAUCAUUAUCUUUCCAUUCGCUCUAUUCAGUUCACAAAGUUCUUUUUCUAUGUUUGUGAUAAAUUUAAGUCCCUUUAAUUAAUAAACAUUCCAAGCCUCUGUUAUCUUUGCGUUUUAUUGAGAAAAUAAUCGAUUGGUAAGGUAUCCUUUUUCGCGGGGUUUUUCUAUUGUAUUGCGUGCAGUACAUGACAAAAUUUAGUAGAUUUUGUUUUAGAAUUUUGUCAAACUUGAAAAUCGUGUUUCCUUCUUGUGAAAUAUUGUUUCAAAAUUUUCUGUGUUGGUUUAUAUGUAUCACAGGGUUUUAACAUGAGAUUUGUGCAUGUUUUCUUAAGAACUAGAAAUUAUAUGUAUUUUGAUUGAUAUGAAUAUUUUUGUGUUUUCAAGUAAUCUAAUCACUCACAUGUUCAACUGAUUUGUUCCUUUAUUGAAAAAAUGUGUGUACAAUUGUGUAUUUCUUCCUUUUGUAGCUUUACACCAUCAUAAUGGAGAAUACCAAAUAAACACUUAUUUGAAACA
This is a messenger RNA of Ostrea edulis (European flat oyster), 5974 nucleotides long. RefSeq names its product low-density lipoprotein receptor-related protein 4-like. The transcript is spliced from 21 exons. NCBI's taxonomy places the organism in Eukaryota, Metazoa, Mollusca, Bivalvia, Ostreida, Ostreidae. Bases 110 to 3634 code for a protein of 1174 amino acids. The record is from RefSeq and is a predicted model, not a curated record.